Schistocerca nitens (vagrant locust) is the source of this 1484-nucleotide messenger RNA. RefSeq lists its product as uncharacterized. Bases 1 to 1374 code for a protein of 457 amino acids. The transcript is spliced from 3 exons. NCBI's taxonomy places the organism in Eukaryota, Metazoa, Arthropoda, Insecta, Orthoptera, Acrididae. The record is from RefSeq and is a predicted model, not a curated record. Gene Ontology annotation, cellular component: membrane.
AUGACGGUGAUGCUCCUGCAGCACUCUGCCCUCCGACACUACAAGCUGCCCUCUCCUCCGCCGCCACGAAUGACGAAGCCCGCCCCGGACGCCUCCAUAUACUGUAGCGACUACCAGACGAGGAACAAUAACAACAACGGUAACAAGCAGAAACGAACGCACCACAAGCUGUCGCUGCACCCGCAACAGCAGCAGGGCUGCAAGACGACUGCGAUGCGCUACUACCGUCUAUGGAUCUACACGUGCAAUGCCGUGCUGUUGGUGAGCGUGCUAGGAUUCGCCAUCGUGGCGGGCAGAAUCGUGGUGGCCGACCCCCGGCGGUACCUCGUGCCGGGCCUGUCCCUGUACCAGCCCAGCUUCCUCUACGCCUACCUGGCCCUGGCGACGCAGAGCGGCCUCCUGCAGCUGGUCGGCUGUUUGGGCGCGCUACGCCUCAACGAGCGGCUCCUCAACGUGUACUGGCUGCUCCUACUGGUGCUCCUCUUCGGCGACGCCAUCGUCGGCGUCGUGUGGGUAUUUCGUUUCGACAAGAUCUGCGCCGACUUGCGCCCCACGCUGAAGCAGCGGCUGGCGGCGGAGUACGGCGUCGACCGCGACUUCACGGCGCUGUGGGACGCGCUCCAGAGGGACUACCGCUGCUGCGGCGUCGACGGCGCCCAAGACUACGCGGCGGUGGCCAACCGCAGCGCAGGGGCCACCGUCUCGGCGUCGGCGGGGUCUACGGCGCCGACGGCAGCUGCUACUGCCAACCCGCACUACCACACCACCGGUUGCGAGGCGCGCCUACUCCUCUGGCUGCGCCAGAGCGCGGACAUCCUGUUCGUCCUCGGGUACUGUGUCAUCGCCUUCCUCAAGCUGUGCUUCCUCGGCAUCCUGCGGUACGAGAUCCGCGAGAUGAUCCAGAAGAUCAAGAUCCUGCAGGGCGAGAUGCGGCCGCCGCCUCUGCUGCUGACGGAGCUGGGCGGCGGCGCGGCGGGCGCCACGCCGCCCCACCUGCAGCCGCUGCUCAUGAACCACACGCGCGCCGCUUCCGCCGCCAACAACGGCGACCUCAUGGGCGGCGCCGGGGGUGUGGGCGGCGGCGGCGGUGGAGGCGCGGGAGGCGGCGUCCGGCAGCCUCCGGACAGCCUGCAGGCGACGCCGCUGCACGCCGCCGCUCUCUCCCACCGGCACCUCAGCAUGCUCAAUAACGACGGCACCGACUCCGACACCAACAGCAACUGCGCCCUCAUCAUCUCGGAGGACGUCGGCGCGGGCAAACCCGUCGGCAGCGGUCCUCGGCGCGGCUGCGGCUCCAACGGCAACAACAACUACGAGAUCCACGAGCUGCAGGAGCUGAACAGGCUGCUCUCCAGGCACCAGACACAGAUCUGACUAAGGUCGUUGCUGCUGUGGUGCUUCCCUCUGCGGGGAAGGCACUUCUAAGUUCGGCGCCGAAGCUCCUACACCGCAGCCCCUCCCCUCGCUUGACAGCUUUGCUUCUA